AAACAUUUUAAUGGCCAGUCAAUCCAUUUCUUCCAGGGGAGGCAACAGAGGUCAGCGAGGUACCCACAGGGACUGCCUGCCCAUAACACUGAUCCUGUAGAACGAUGGCAUAACUCUAGACGAUCAUCAUGGUGACAGCUGUAGCCCGUGAAGACACUUUCUAGUAGAGGAGGCUCUGAUUCACAAAGACCACUGAAUGGAGGGAUGAGUAGCACAUUACUGGCCACACCUUCAGCACCUGGAAGGGUUUAGUUGACCCCUCACCAACCCUACUAGACAGAAACAGAACCGCACUCUGACUCGGUCUCCACGCUGCACUCUCUUCGCCCCAAUUUAUGCGUUUGUUUGGGUGCUUCUCGUUUACUUCUAACGAGCAAUUUUCAACAAACCAAAUGGUUGAAAGUCCCUGAUUGGUGGGAAGCCCUCGGUGGUCAAUUUCUAUCUUUGUCACAAGUGCCGUUUUCCAAACCUCGCAACUGUAUUCUCUCGUCAGUUAAAAGCAGUAUAGAGCCAGGAAGAUGGCUCGGUAGUAAGAGUGUUUACUCCACAAGCCUGAUUGCCUGGGUUCACGCCCUGGAACCCUCGGUGAAAACAGAACUGACUCCUGAAUGUUGUCCUCUGACCUCUAGAAAUACUCCGUGCUAUGUGUGCACCCAUAGACAGACACACGGACAUACAUACAUUGUAAAAAUAAUAAUAGUUUAGUCCUAACACAUUUCUAUUACCCAAGUAAGUCAAGGAAGUCUGCUUUUUUUGUUGUUGUUUCUUUUUUGGGGGGGGCCUCACAAUCAAACAUGUAAACAACACAUUUCCCCCCUGAGUUCAUGUACCCCCUGUAGCCUCUUCUUUGUUCCAUACAUACCCUGUCAUCUUAGAUCGUGAGGACCUAUCCAAUCAUUUGGGUUUUUUUAAACCUAUCGUCAGAAAUUAAUCUGUUGAAUCAUAAAAAUUUUCAGAUAAAAAAUUCACCCUUCCAUUUUCCCGAGAGACGUAGUAGAUCAGUCAGAAAGCCAGUCUAUCUGAAAUUAAAAUGCACAGCUUUGAGGCUUAUUUGACACGGAAUAAUUAUUUAUGUAGUCUGCUAGCCAAGCAUGGAGAUUGCUAAUGUCUGCCCUUGAGGGAAAUGAACUGCGUGAAAAAUUUCAAGCAAACAUGAUCCAGCUGUUCACAGAAAAGAAGGAGGCAGAAGAAGUCCACUGUGCUUCCCUCCAAAUUGCCCCGGAUCAGCAUGUACUGCACCUUUUCCACCAAUUAAAGUCACAAACAGAUGAACUUUUCAGGGGAGGAGGACCAUCAUGCCCUCUCCACAGAUGGUCAGCAUCACAUGUCACAGUAAUGGCUCAGCACAUCACAAGGGUGCCAUAUAAAGAUGGGCGGACCCAGAGCUCCGCAGUUCCAAUGGCUUCAGGUUUAGACCCGCAUCUUCUCAAGAUGGAUUUCCUUCACACGAGUGGAGUGCUCAUUAUUCAGCAUCUACAGAGAGACUACAGGGCUUACUACGAUUUUCUAAACUUUGUGUCCGAUGUUGGAGACCCCCGGAAUAUCUUUUCUGUUUACUUCCCACUUUGGUUUCAACUGAAUCAGACCAUUGGAACCAAGAUGAUAUGGGUGGCCACCAUAGGGGACUGGUUCAAUCUUAUAUUCAAGUGGAUAUUAUUUGGGCAUCGUCCUUACUGGUGGAUCCAAGAAACUCAGAUUUACCCAAAUCACUCAAGCCCAUGUCUUGAACAGUUUCCUACUACAUGUGAAACAGGCCCAGGAAGUCCAUCUGGUCAGGCAAUGGGCUCAUCGUGUGUCUGGUACGUCACGGUAACAGCUGCCCUGAGCUUCACUGUCAGCCUGCUGGAGAAGUCCUCUGUCACUCGGCACAGACUGGCCUGGUCCUUCCUUUGGAGUGUUUUCUGGUUGAUUCAAAUCAGCGUCUGCAUCUCCAGAGUAUUCAUAGCAACACACUUCCCUCAUCAGGUCAUUCUCGGAGUCAUUGGUGGGAUGCUAGUAGCAGAGGCCUUUGAACACACUCCAGGCAUCCACAUGGCCAGCUUGAAUAUGUACCUGAAGACCAACAUCUUCCUCUUCCUAUUUGCACUUGGCUUUUACCUGCUUCUCAGACUGCUCGACAUUGACCUGCUGUGGUCUGUGCCUAUAGCCAAAAAGUGGUGUGCCAACCCAGACUGGAUCCACAUGGACAGCACGCCUUUUGCUGGUCUUGUGAGAAACCUCGGGGUCCUCUUUGGCUUGGGUUUCGCCAUCAACUCAAAAAUGUUCCUUAUGAGCUGCCGGGGAGAAAAUGGCUGCAGGCCGAGCUUCCGGUUGCUCUGUGCCGUGACCUCACUGACCACAUUACAACUUUAUCACUUCAUCAAGAUCCCGACUCACACGGAACCUUUAUUUUACCUGUUGUCUUUCUGUAAAAGUGCAUCCAUCCCACUGACUGUGGUGGCUCUAUUUCCUUACGGUGUCCAUAUGUUAAUGAGAGCCAGGGAGAAGAAGAUUAAAUAGAGCAGCUGUGCCUGCAGUGCUCUGGACUCCCAGGAUCACCUACUUCCUGCAUUCCUCAGUAGAACCAUACAGCAGAGAUCCUGGAAACAUCUCUGUGGAGGUCCCAACAUUGUGGCUACAGGUCCCGCCCCACCCACAGAUAGAUUUAGUCUGUUUUCCCAGUGGCAUUUAAAAUAACAGUAUUUGACCAGAAAUAAUCACAUCCAUUUUUUUCUUGACAAACCUGACAAUAUGGUAUCACCCAUGUCGACAAUUGAAAGGGACUGAAUUCUGACUGUCCUAGUAAGCAUGGUGACCGACUCUCUCUGUCUCUCUCUGUCUCUCUCUCUCUGUCUCUCUGUCUCUCUCUCUCUCUUUAUCAUACUUGGUAGCAUUCCACAGACCCUCCAGUGUCUGAUGCCUCUAUCAUGUAAAGACCUAGUUGCUUCUGGCUCCCAUGGGCCUUUUAGAGGUGUCCACAGUCAAAUCCUAUCUCCUCAUGUGUCAGAUAAAGAAAUGGAGGUCCAUUCAGAUCAAGUGGCUUGCCGGUAAUGAUGUCGUGUUAGAACCAGAGUUAGAACCCAAGACUUCUGAUUCAUAUCUCUAUGACCAUGAUUUAUUUCUUUAUUUUGAAGAAGUUAAAAAAAAGUCGGUAAGAGCAGAUAGAUGUAUUUAGAGUCUAUGAUUGCCGUACAAGACUCCUUCCUAUACAUCUAUUUGACUUACGUCCAGAAUAGAGUCUUUUCCAGGCCAGCAAUGACUGUAUGUGUGACACACAAGAGUAAACAGGGCACAUGAGCAGAGCAAGCGCCUGCCUCUGUUAACUCUUACCUGCUGCUCUCCGUUUCGUAGCAGUGCCUCUUAAUGUUUCAACAAACCCUGCUGAAGGCUAGCCACUGGAUUGCCAUUUACUGGAAAAGCCUCCUUUCUUUGCUGCGGCAUCCCCAUGUUUUACUUCUAGGAGUCCAGUCUUUCAAAAUCAGGAAGAGCAAAUUCUUCUACCUCAGAAAAACUAUUAAAUACUUGCUCAUUGGCUCAUUUGGACUGAUCUCUGUGCUUUACUUUAGAAAGUUAAUUAUGGGCUAGUAAUAUUAUGCCGACUCUCAGCAAUAUUUUUUUUCUUCCUCAUUGAAUUCUAGACUUUAAGUUGAUAACUAUGACUUUCUGAUCAAGUUCAAAGAUUGUGAGUCUGUCUUUGCUACCUGUUGACAGCCUGUGGUCUCCUACAACAUACUCUGUAACUCUUCUCAAGGGUGUUAUAUAUGAAUUACUUCAGGUGAUGAUAUAUUAAAUAGGUCAUAAAUAUGUAUGAAAACAUACCAAUUGAAGGGAAGGCUAUUUGAUAGUAAUCAUGGAAAAAUAACAUCUCUAAUACCUAAUAAUUGGCUGUUUUCCAAGUGUAUUUAUAGAAAAUGUACUGUUGGUUUUACAAGACAGAUUAACUAGCGUCCUUUUUAAAAAGGCAAUUGAUUCCUUAGGGGGGGAAACCCCAGGGCAAAAGAAGCUUUUACUUGAGAAUAAAUAAAUGUUGAUUGGGGAACUGGGGAGAAAGAAGUGGGA
Peromyscus californicus insignis is the source of this 4038-nucleotide messenger RNA. RefSeq names its product glucose-6-phosphatase catalytic subunit 2 (gene G6pc2). The transcript is spliced from 5 exons. Gene Ontology annotation, molecular function: glucose-6-phosphatase activity. Lineage: Eukaryota; Metazoa; Chordata; Mammalia; Rodentia; Cricetidae. The record is from RefSeq and is a predicted model, not a curated record. The coding region runs from base 1105 to 2499 and encodes 464 amino acids. Gene Ontology annotation, cellular component: membrane. Gene Ontology annotation, biological process: gluconeogenesis; glucose 6-phosphate metabolic process.